AUGUUCUCUCCAUGUAUAGCAAGGAGAUACUCGCAAGGGAGGAGGAAUUUUGGAGUGGACAGAGAUCAGGAUUUCGCUGCAGAUAUAGUUCCGAGAAGACCCGGUGUUCCUUUUGACAAUAGAGUGAAGAAAGGUCCAUACAAGGGAUCGAGGAAUUUGGUCUGGACGUCAAAAGAGUUCCAAGCAUCAGAAGGCAACAGGCCAAGGAAGAAUGACGCCUAUGUGUCGAUGAACUCGCCAGUUUCGGGGAACCAGCCAACAAGGAGGAAGAAUGUUGUGUAUGGGUCAAGGAGCUUGUCUAUUUCAAGCAAUAGAGUUUGGAGGAGGUCGGGGGAUAGUGGCAGUCCUAAGUCUAGGGAACGUGUAUGCAAAUAUUGGAUAUCUGGAAAUUGCAAAAAGGGUGAGGAAUGCCAGUUCUUACACUCUUGGUGUUGUUUCCCUGGGUUGGUGAUGGUAGCUGCUCUUGAAGGACACAGGAAGGAUAUAAAGGGGAUCGCCCUCCCUGAGGGUUCAGAUAAACUCUAUUCAGUCAGUAGCGAUGGUGCUUUGAGAAUCUGGGACUGCCAUACUGGUCAGUGUGUACAUGAGAUCAACCUCCAAGCAGAAGCAGGGUCUUUAACUAGUGAAGGGUCAUGGGUUUUCCUUGGCUUGCCAAAUGCUCUAAAGGCGUUUAAUGUCCAGACCUGCAAAGAUUUGCAUCUCAGUGGUCCGGUAGGUCAGGUGAAUUCAAUAGUUGCUGGAAACGGGAUGCUUUUUGCUGGGACAAGUUCUGGUAGCAUAUCAGUUUGGAAAGCUACUGACACCGAGACUGAUCCUUUUAAACAUCUCACAACUCUCGAGGGACAUAGUGGUGAAGUAAAGUGUUUGAUUGUUGGAGGUCAGACACUAUACUCCGGUUCUGUGGAUAGAACAAUAAAGGUGUGGGAUCUUAAGACACUGCAAUGUAUAACGACACUGACGGAGCAUAACGACACAGUCACGUCGCUUUUAUGUUGGGAGCAAUAUCUGUUAUCGUCUUCACUGGAUGGGACCAUAAAAGUCUGGGGCUCUUUGGAAAGUGGCAACCUGAAAGUUAUCCAUACUCGCAGAGAAGAACAUAGUGUGUAUGCUCUUUGUGGAUUACACGACGCAGAGGCCAAGCCGAUUAUAUUCUGCUCUUAUUUAAACGGAACAGUCGGCAUAUACGAUCUACCAUCUUAUGAAGAAAGAGGGAAGAUGUUCUCCACGCAUACGAUCGGGACACUUACAAUUGGUCCUCAAGGGUUGUUAUUCAGUGGAGACAAGAGUGGGAAGUUGCGUGUAUGGAACUUUGGAGGCAGCAAAGUGUAG
This is a messenger RNA of Arabis nemorensis, 1329 nucleotides long. The record is from the annotation of a GenBank genome assembly. NCBI's taxonomy places the organism in Eukaryota, Viridiplantae, Streptophyta, Magnoliopsida, Brassicales, Brassicaceae.